CUGGGGGUGUCGGUGUGCUCCACCCUGUGUGACGUUGGGGGGAUAAUCUCUCCCUUCCUGCUCUACCGGCUGGCCGCCGUCUGGCUGGAGCUGCCUCUGCUGAUCUUUGGGGCGGUGGCGCUCGUGGCCGGAGGUCUGGUCCUGCUCCUGCCGGAGACUAAAGGAAAACCUCUCCCCGACACCAUCGAGGACGUCGAGUUCCCCGAUCGGUAUCUUCAAACUCACACACUCCGAACUGUUCCAAUCACAUAA
Menidia menidia (Atlantic silverside) is the source of this 252-nucleotide messenger RNA. NCBI's taxonomy places the organism in Eukaryota, Metazoa, Chordata, Actinopteri, Atheriniformes, Atherinopsidae. The record is from the annotation of a GenBank genome assembly.